Messenger RNA from Drosophila teissieri, 677 nucleotides. RefSeq names its product UPF0729 protein GD16342. NCBI's taxonomy places the organism in Eukaryota, Metazoa, Arthropoda, Insecta, Diptera, Drosophilidae. The record is from RefSeq and is a predicted model, not a curated record. The transcript has 2 exons. The coding region runs from base 143 to 460 and encodes 105 amino acids.
AUUUAGGCCUUAACGCAAAAACAAAACAACUGGUUACACUGCAAUUUUUGGCAAUAAAUAAAGAGUAAGUAAGUUAAGCAAAACAAAGCGCCCUCUGGCAAUAACUUCCCCCAAACCAGUAAGUUAGUCUCCAACUAGAACAAUGGUGUGCGUGCCCUGUUUCAUCAUUCCACUGCUGCUGUACAUUUGGCACAAGUUCGUCCAGCCGAUCCUGCUGCGCUACUGGAAUCCCUGGGCGAAGAAGGACGCCGAGGGCAAUGUGAUCAAUAAGGCGCCCGACUUCCCCUUCGAGUGCAAGGGCGGCGUUUGCCCCUUCGUGCCGGGGGCCAAGAAAACCCCGACGAGCGCCAGUGAUGGGGAUGCCACGGAUGCUAAGGAACCCAAAGAGUCCACCGCAUCCGAAAAUCCUCACGUGACGGAGGCGGCGGCGGUGGCGGCGGAAGCCAAGAAGGAUAUCUAGUCGAAAUGUUCCAAAUACUAUAACUAUAACUUUUUUUUUGACCUUGUUCAUAAGCCUAGAAAAAUGACGCACACUACACACAAAGAAAAACAACACCAAUGCAACAUGCGAUGUGUGGUGGACGGCGGUCGGUUGUGGGCGUGGCCGCUGGGGAGCACCAAGAAUGCCCAUCGAGUAAUUAACUUUAAUUAAAUGUACACCUUGACCACGCGAAAAA